AUGGAGACCGAGAUUGUGGUCAGUAAUUUGCCGGAGCUGCCGCGGGAUGUAUUGAUGGAUAUCUUCGCCCUCCUGGAGAUCCCAGACCUCAUGCGUGCGGGCUCCGUCUGCUCCUCCUGGCGGUCUGUCUAUACCAGCCUACGCAGCGAGCUUCAGCUGUACAAACGGCCCCAGACGCCUUGUCUCCUCUACACCUCCGAAUCUGCCGCUGACAACGUAGCUUGUCUCUACAGCCUCGCGGAAAAGCGGGUCUACAAUCUGACUCUUCCGGAUCCACCCAUCCGCAGCAGGUAUCUGAUUGGGUCCUCACACGGCUGGCUGAUCACUGCCGACGAGAAGUCCGAGCUACACCUUCUCAACCCGAUCACCUGUCAACAGAUUGCUCUCCCGUCAGUGAUCACCAACGAGAGGGUGAAGCCGGUCUUCGACGAUGCAGGCACAAUUAAGGAGUACGAGUGGUGGGAGCCGAAGCACGACAUUGAGCUAGACUGUGAAGUGGAUGGUCACCAUAAGUCAACCCAUGCUCUCGACAAGCUUCGUGACUUGUUCUACAUCAGGGCACGCAUAUUUCCUGACCCGUCCACAGGAAGCUACAUUGUGGUUCUCACCCACAGUGAAUCACGACAGCUUUCGUUUGCGAGGGUAGGAGAUUGUAAGUGGACCUUGCUGCCGGUGGGUUAUGACUAUCAAGACUGCAUCUACAUGGAUGGCCUAUUGUAUGCCUUCACGAGCUUUGGACAGAUCGAUACUUUUGAUCUCAACAGUCCAACCAUUACAAGGAAUAGAAUUAUAGGCGACAUGAAGACUUAUACUCAAGAGCGGCUGUAUGUUCUCCAGGCUCCAUCCGGUGAUCUGCUGCAAGUUCACAGGAUUUCGGAACUCGAAGAUACGGAGGAGGAGCCCAUACGCGUGACUAGCAACAUACUGUUAUAUAAGGUUGAUAUGUCAGCCAAAAAGCUUGUGUUAGUGAAUGGCUUGCAUGAUCAGGUGCUAUUUCUUGGGUGUAACCAAUCUCAAUACCUUACUGCUGAAGAAUUUCCUCAGCUGAAGCCAAAUUGUGUCUACUUCACUGAUGAUGAUACAUGUGUUUCAGAAUAUAAGAAUUGCUGCCGGGAUAUAGGUGUUAUCAACUUGGAAAACGACAGCAGGGAAGAAAUUCUACCUCAGCUUGGGUGUAGCUGGCCAAAUCCCAUAUGGGUAACACCAAAUCUUGCAAGGAUGAACUGGGGUUGUACAAAUAGAUGA
Triticum dicoccoides is the source of this 1245-nucleotide messenger RNA. RefSeq names its product F-box protein At5g25290-like. The record is from RefSeq and is a predicted model, not a curated record. The coding region runs from base 1 to 1245 and encodes 414 amino acids. The transcript has a single exon. Gene Ontology annotation, molecular function: protein binding. Lineage: Eukaryota; Viridiplantae; Streptophyta; Magnoliopsida; Poales; Poaceae.